This is a messenger RNA of Micromonas commoda, 510 nucleotides long. RefSeq lists its product with no specific name. The coding region runs from base 1 to 510 and encodes 169 amino acids. The record is from RefSeq and is a predicted model, not a curated record. The transcript is spliced from 2 exons. NCBI's taxonomy places the organism in Eukaryota, Viridiplantae, Chlorophyta, Mamiellophyceae, Mamiellales, Mamiellaceae.
AUGUCCCCCCCGAUCGCGCUGAGACUCGCCGCGCUCGCGCUCCUCGUCGUCCUCGCCCGCGCGCAGACAUCGUCGGCGCGGGUCGACGUGGCGACGAGGGCGGCGGGGAGACCUGCGAACGCCGCCAACCCCGCGACCGUCGUCGCCUCGCGGCCGUCCAAUAUCGCAGAGACUCCGUCCAACGCCUCGUCGCGCUUCUUCUCCCCGUUCUACUGGGGUCCGCAGGGGUACGUCAUCGGGCCGUCCUGGUUCGGCGCCGGGCUCGGGGGCGGUAACUGGCGGCCCAUACCCAACCACACGCCGUUCGGCCCGCCGGGAUACAACCGGACCGAGGCGCCCGUCGCGAGUCCGGGCGACCCGUGCGUCUUUGAAAACUUCGACUGCAGCGUUUACACCUGCAGGCUCGGCGUGACCAACACCAGCCAGUCCACGCUCGAGAUAUUCGAGGACGAGUCCGGCAACUACGUGGCGAGGCAGAGGUGUCCAAGCUCGAGUGCGAGAAGGUGCUGA